Poeciliopsis prolifica (blackstripe livebearer) is the source of this 5598-nucleotide messenger RNA. RefSeq names its product mcf.2 cell line derived transforming sequence-like a (gene mcf2la). Gene Ontology annotation, molecular function: protein binding; guanyl-nucleotide exchange factor activity. Gene Ontology annotation, cellular component: extrinsic component of membrane; cytoplasm. Gene Ontology annotation, biological process: intracellular signal transduction; positive regulation of Rho protein signal transduction. The transcript has 33 exons. NCBI's taxonomy places the organism in Eukaryota, Metazoa, Chordata, Actinopteri, Cyprinodontiformes, Poeciliidae. The record is from RefSeq and is a predicted model, not a curated record. Bases 139 to 3696 code for a protein of 1185 amino acids.
UCCUCGGGUGCGGCAGAAUGGACAGCCUUAACUUCCACCGGGAUGUUCGAUGACAGACACUUUGGAUGCUUUUGAGUCUCUUUUAGCUGUGUGUGUGUGUGUGUGUGCGUGUGUGUGCAUGAGAGGGCAUGCAGAACAAUGGCUCUAAACAGAAUAUCUCAACUGUGCCAUGAAAUUACCAGGCUGUGGCUGCAGCUGAAGAUGACAACAGAUGACAUCCUGCAGAAGGAAGACGGUCCUCUGUUAGCAGCUCAGAUUGGCUCUGAACUCCAGAAGCAGUUCGCCAUCCUGCCAGGGGGUCGCGGGAUCGACGGCCACCCCGUCAUCUUCCUCCCAGAGUUCCCGGCGUUCGGUGAGCUGCCGGAGGAGGAGCUGCAGAGUGUGCUCCGCUACCUCACAAGCGUCCCCAGCGUCGCAGCGUCUGGAGAGGGCUUCAUCCUGAUCGUCGACAGACGGCUGGACCGAUGGGCCGCAGUCAGAGCCACCCUGCUUCGCAUCGCAGGUUCAUUUCCAGGGAACUUGCACUUGGUUCUGGUGUUGCGUCCCACUACUCUGUUCCAGCGGACUCUCUCGGACUUCCUGUUCAAGUUCAACAGGGAUGAGUUCAAAAUGAAGGUGGUGAUGCUGAGUACAGUGACCGAGCUCCACGCUUACAUCGACCCGAGGCAACUGACCACAGAGCUGGGAGGCACACAGGAGUACUGCCAUGACACCUGGAUCUCACACCGCACUGCCAUCGAGGCGUUCGCCCUCAUGGUGAAGACCGUGGCGCAGACCCUGCAGGCGUUUGGCACCGAGCUUGCGGAGACAGAGUUACCCAACGAUGCAGAGGCCACCAUGGACCUGCUGCACAAACACACUCUGCAGAAAGACACAAUGAAGGAGGACCUGAAGGUGGCGCUGUCUCAAGGAGGGCGUCUGCUGGCUUGCAUCAAUGAGCCUCUGCAGACAGACCCUGAUUACAGCAUGACACAAGAUGAAAUGGAGAACUUGGCGACUGUUCAGAGACUCCUGGGUCAGUUGGACGAAACACAAACGGCGUUUGAUGAUUUCUGGGAGCGUCAUCGCACCAAGCUGGAGCAGUGUUUGCAGCUCCGCCACUUUGAAAAGCACUUCCGUGAAGUGCGGCCCCAGCUUGAUGUGAUGUUCGAGCGCCUGUCGGGUUUCUCCGAAGUCAGCAUAAGCCCCGCCCAUGCAGAGCACGUCCUGCGAGAGCUCAGUAGCCACGAGGAGAAGGCUUGUGAGCUGAUGGACCUCGCCUUGUCACUGGCCAAUGAGGGAGACAGUCUGAUAGAAAACUCUCACUACGCCGAGGACAGCAUCCGGCCAAAGUGUGGCGAGCUGAGAGGCAUGUGCGAGGAGAUCGGCUCCACUCUGCGGAGCAAGAAGAGCCUCCUGCUCAGGGCCCGGGAGCUGCACCACGCCCUGGAGAAGGCGUCCCAGUGGUGUGAGGACGGGAUCUUGCUGUUGGCUAACCAACCGGUGGACCGCUGUCAGUCUCAGGAUGGAGCCGAGGCGGCUCUGCAGGAGCUGGAGCGCUACCUGGAUACGGCAGCUCUGCACACCAUCUCAGACCGCGGCGCCAUCUGCUGUCAGUAUGAGGCUGUGCUCAAUCCUCAACUCAGGGACCACAUGGACAAGGUUUUCCAGAAGCAGAGUUCUGUUAAGGAGAUGUUUGAGAAGAGACAAGUUAGUCUGAAAAAACUCGCCGCCAAGCAAACCAGACCAGUCCAGCCAGUGGCACCGAGACCAGAGGUCAAGUCUCCGCUCUCCUCUCCCAACCCAGAGAGAAAAGAGAGGAGAUACUCAGCAGAUAGUGCUCUCUGUAAAAAGGGCGAGUCUCCUGUACACAACGGCGGGACAAGACACGCUUCCCUUUCAGAAGAAGAGGAAAACCUGGCAGUACUUCGUCGGCAUGUGAUGAACGAGCUGCUGGAGACAGAGAGGGCGUACGUCGAGGAGCUUCUGUGCGUUCUGGAGGGUUAUGCAGCAGAGAUGGACAACCCCGCUAUGGCUCAUCUCAUCCCCAGCCACCUGCAGAGCAAGAAAGACAUUCUCUUUGGGAACAUGCCGGAAAUCUAUCAGUUUCAUAAAAGGACGUUCUUGAAGGAUCUGGAAGCGUACACGGACUGCCCAGAACUUGUAGGCCGCUGCUUUUUAGAACGGAUGAAAGACUUGCAGAUCUAUGAAGCCUAUUGCCAGAACAAACCUCGCUCAGAGAGCUUGUGGCGACAAUGCUCGGACUGUGCCUUCUUCCAGGAGUGCCAGAAGAAGCUGGAACACAAACUUGGUUUGGACUCCUACCUCCUCAAACCCGUCCAGAGAAUUACAAAGUACCAGCUACUGCUAAAAGAGUUGUUGAAGUACAGUAAGAGCUGCGACGGUGCCGACGACCUACAGGAAGCGCUCUCCUCCAUCUUGGGAAUCCUGAAAGCCGUCAACGACUCCAUGCAUCUCAUCGCCAUCACCGGAUAUGAGGGCAACCUGUCAGAUCUGGGCCGUCUGCUGAUGCAGGGCUCCUUCAGCGUCUGGACGGAGCACAAAAAAGGUCACGCAAAGGUCAAGGACCUGGCCAGGUUCAAGCCCAUGCAGAGACACCUGUUUCUGCAUGAGAAAGCUCUCCUCUUCUGCAAAAAGAGGGAGGAGAACGGGGAAGGCUACGAGAAGGCGCCCUCGUAUAGCUUCAAACACUCGCUUAGCAUGAGUGCAGUGGGCAUCACUGAGAAUGCUAAAGGUGACAACAAGAAGUUUGAGAUUUGGUCCAAUUCCAGAGAAGAGGUCUUUAUAGUGCAGGCUCCAACUGCAGAGAUUAAAACGGCCUGGGUGAACGAGAUUCGCAAAGUUCUGACUCAGCAGCUCAAAGCCUGCAGAGAAGCAACCCAGCAGAAGAGCUCAGACUCUCCCAAUCCCACCAGCAAUAACUCCUCCACCUCCCUCAGCCCGUUCCGCAGCAGCACUCAGAAGAACCAGAGGAAGCAGGAUGAGAAGAAGUUUGAGGCAAACCCGACCUCAGAGGCGAACUCGUGUCCCUCGCCGAAACAUAAAGAUGAAGCUGUGACCAGCCCGACCACUGACCGGUCCUCAGUGGCUAAAAAGCGUUUUACUUUGCAGGGUUUCAGCAACCUCAAGAGCCCCAAAGGCUCAGCUCUGAGUCCUGAGCUCUCCUCCAAACGCCACUCGGUCAAGAGUGACCCCACGCCGUUUGGGUUCAAAGAGCCGGCUCCACGCAGCACUCUGAGCAGAGUCAAAUGGAUGAGCACCUCUAACCUGUUACAGAGCAAGCGGCGAGGCUGGAACAAGCCGUCUCUGUCAGUGGACGCCUCUGAGGAGAACGAUGGCUUCUCCAGCGGCGAGGACCCGAUGACCUCUGACAUCGAGGACGAAGUGGUGAAAAAGCUGGCUCCAGGAAAGUACAGUGUGGUAGCAGACUGCGAAAAGACGGGCCCUCAAGAGUUGUCUGUCAAAAGUGGAGACAUGGUCCAGCUAAUCAGAGAGGGAGAGGACAGACAAUGGUUUGUGAAAAACCUCCGCAGCAGCAAAGAGGGCUGGGUGGCAGCUGCAAACCUCCUCAGCCUCAUCUCAGAGUCCAAAUCAUCUCAAUCACUCAGCAGCUCUGAUGGCAGCGUCUCUGGGAACCUAAGCACCUCUUCCAGCUGCAGCGAGACCUACACCAGCUUCUCUGACAUCAAACCCUGACCGAAGACCCCAUCCCCGACCCUCGACCCUUAAGUUAUUUUUUUACUCCUAUCAUAAAAUCUACAUCUGACUCCGACAGGAGAACAGAAUCAGUGUUUGUUUGGUUCUGUUUCUUUUCAAUGGAACACUUUAUAGUUUCCUUGCACCUUAAACUUCUAAUUUUGCAGUCGCACCAUGUGGAUUCAUCAUCAGGUCUCUUUUAAAAUCCCAAGACUUACUGGACAUGCGUUCAGUGCCAUAGCGCUAUAAUGUAGCAUCAAAAGAGACAUUUUCAAGAAUGUCUGCACUAAAUGCAACAACACUGGAGUCAAACUUUGCAGCUCAGCGACAGAUUCUUCUUUAGCGCUCGCACAGAUGCUAUCGAACAGGCAUUUCACGUAUCGCGACGGCUUCGGUGUCGGGCAUCAAUCGUACACUGUGAAAAGUGGCGUGUGGCUGCAACUAGAAACAUGUCCGAAGGCCGCGUCUUGGAACAAGACUGCGCUCCUGUUGUUCAUGGGAGUUGAAAGAGGCCAUUGUGUGUUUCUUUGGCCCAAAAAUUCUGUGUCCCUUCCAUAUUUUCACAAAAGAAGCAAAGAUUUCGAUGUCUUAUAAGGUGAUUGUCACCAAAAGAUCCACAUCCUGCACUUCUCUACUGAUAAAUACUGGCAGCUUGAACAUCUAGAUUUCUUUGUUUCUUUUUUGUAAAAUUUUCUCUGUUUACCUCUCAGGAAACCUUUGUGGUUGCUCAGUCCGGCAGGUGUGACUGCCGGACUGACUGUCUUUGUGUGCACAUUCCUGCCUGCCAGUUCAUAGAGCUGUUAAAGGGCCAGGCGCAAGUCGACUCAGUGACUAUAUAAAUCAUUUUCCAGCAGCACUGUGUCACUGUGACCCCCGCUGACGCGCGCUGAAACAACCAAACGACAUCGCAAAUCUCAAUCAACUGCAUUUAUGUUUGUUUCUCCACACAAAAGAAGGCUUUGUCCUCGGCCUUUGCUCUCAGCCCCAUUCAGGCAUGUGAAACUCGCCACUAUUUUUUUUUCUUUUUAAAGAAAGCCAGACCUGCUCAACAUGUUUGUGCGCACCUAUUUAAUGUAUCUGAUCCCAUUGGGGCUUCCCAACCCCAAUAAAAAAAAGUGACUUUUUGUAGGAUUUUCAAGGAAUGAGGAACUUGUGCUGUUACAAACACUGAAUCACAUCCGCUCUUUGAGAGCAAACAUGGUUUUAUAUACCCCAGGUUUCUACUGUAUCCACAAGGCGCAGUAAAGUACUCUCUUCCUUUAUUUUUAUGAACAGGAAUGCUGUUGAACUAAGCUCAGCUCCAUCCGUUUAUUGCCCACACUGGGCCUGACGCCUCUGUUAGUAAAGGGAAAGGAAGAAAGUGUGCUGCAGGCCUUUUCGUUUUCAACUGAGUGUACCUGUUCUGUUGAUGUCGCCUCUAUACCUCAUGCUGUUUUCCUCAAAAGCACGUACACUGUAGAGUCUGUCUCAGCGUUUCACUCUUUGUGGCAUGUUCCUCACAGCUCCCCAUUUUAAACCUAAAAUAUAUAUAUUUUUUACCUGUUCGUACAUUAUGAGAGUUUAUUUUCUGCCCUCUUUAAAGUAAAAAAAAAAAAACCUGACACGGGCACUAAACUUGUCGUGGUUUGAUCAUGGUCGCGCCAUAAAGCUAAAUGAAUCAUUUUUACUUUUUAUUCCAAGGCUGGAAAAAAAAACAAUUGAGAAAGGGGUUAUAUAUUUUUUAACUUUUCUGUUUUAUGCAGCACAUUGCGGCAACCACUGUCUUUAUUUUCGGAUGGUAUAUCUACUGUGUAUGAUGGUGAAAUAAAAAUGUUAUGAGACAUAUGUAUAUUUGUAAAUAUGUAUUCUGACUUGUAUGUACAAGUAAAGCAGCUUUAAUAAAAUCUGAGAUUGUUUCCUCAA